Molecule: messenger RNA, 892 nt
Organism: Danio aesculapii
Lineage: Eukaryota; Metazoa; Chordata; Actinopteri; Cypriniformes; Danionidae
Exons: 4
Coding region: 65-892 (275 amino acids)
Source: RefSeq, a predicted model, not a curated record
GCAGUAGUUUCGACUGGUGAUGAUUGCAAUCUAAUGAUUACAGACCCCUGAACUGCUUUAGAAAAUGUUAAACUUGGUUCUUUUUUACUCUUUGUUCCUUUAUCAUCUGGUGGGUGUGUUUGGUGAUACAGUGAAGUCAGUACCGGUGAUGGAGGGAGAUUCAGUCACUUUACACACCGAUACUCCACUUCAGGCAGAUGAAGAUAUAAACUGGCGGUUUGGACCUAAUAAAUUCAUCAUAGCUGAAAUAAAAAAUGGGACUGUAAGCUUCUCCACAAAUGAUAAUAUGGAGGGAUUCAGAGACAGACUGAAGCUGAGCAAUAAAAGCGGAUCACUCAUGAUCACAAACAUCAGAAAUACAGAAGCUGGAGUUUAUGAGUUAAGAAGAAGAAACAUCUGCAGAUACAAUAUUUCUGUUUAUGCUCGUCUGCCUGUUCCUGUCAUCACCAAAGACUCUCUAUUAAAUACCUCAUCAUCCUCAUCAGCAUCCACAUGUGUGUUGCUGUGUUCAGUGGUGAAUGUGUCUGUGGGUGCUGAACUGUCUUUUGACUCUAUGAGUCUCUCUUGGUACAAAGGAAACAGUUUAUUGUCCAGGAUGAGAGUGUCAGACCACAGAAUCGGUCUGCCUUUACAACUGGACUGUCUAAACGGUUCUUACAGCUGUGUGGUGGCCUAUACAUUCACCAACAAGACUACAAAUCUCACCAACCCUGGACUCUGUCAAGCAUGCACAGACUCUCUGAUCAUGCUGAUUUCUGCUGCUGCCGCUGGAUUUCUGUUGUUUCUGGUAGUUGCGAUUGGGAUUUUCUGGAUCUGCAGGAAACCUGGACAAACACAUGAAGAAGGCAAGCAUUACCUAAUGAAGAAUCAAAUAAAUGCCAAUACACUUUGA